AUGUACAACAUAAAAGAAGCUAUAUCAGCUAUAUCCAUAGGUAUAGUAGUCGCCGAGUUCCUUCGCAAAACUGGUCGCGUGUUGCAGGCCGUCGAGGUUUACAAAUCAGCAAUCAACAUCAUGAAAACGAUGGAAAACACACAUCGCCAGGCACUAAGUUAUGCACAACUCGGAUUAAUGUUGCAAUUGCAAAGUCAAUAUGAGAAGGCCCGAGAAUAUCAAGAGAAAGCACUCACUAUCAGAAUAGAAAUUGGUGACAGGGAUGGAGAAGCAACAAGCUACGGAAACCUAGGAACUUUGUUCCAAUCACUCGGUCAAUAUGACAAGGCCCGAGAAUAUCAGGAGAAAGCACUCGCUAUCAAAAUAGAAAUUGGUGACAGGAAUGGAGAAGCAACAAGCUACGGAAACCUAGGAACUUUGUUCCAAUCACUCGGUCAAUAUGACAAGGCCCGAGAAUAUCAGGAGAAAGCACUCGCUAUCAAAAUAGAAAUUGGUGACAGGGAUGGAGAAGCAACAAGCUACGGAAACCUAGGAACUUUGUUCCAAUCACUCGGUCAAUAUGACAAGGCCCGAGAAUAUCAGGAGAAAGCACUCGCUAUCAAAAUAGAAAUUGGUGACAGGAAUGGAGAAGCAACAAGCUACGGAAACCUAGGAACUUUGUUCCAAUCACUCGGUCAAUAUGACAAGGCCCGAGAAUAUCAGGAGAAAGCACUCGCUAUCAGAAUAGAAAUUGGUGACAGGGAUGGAGAAGCAACAAGCUACGGAAACCUAGGAACUUUGUUCCAAUCACUCGGUCAAUAUGACAAGGCCCGAGAAUAUCAGGAGAAAGCACUCGCUAUCAGAAUAGAAAUUGGUGACAGGGAUGGAGAAGCAACAAGCUACGGAAACCUAGGAACUUUGUUCCAAUCACUCGGUCAAUAUGACAAGGCCCGAGAAUAUCAGGAGAAAGCACUCGCUAUCAGAAUAGAAAUUGGUGACAGGGAUGGAGAAGCAACAAGCUACGGAAACCUAGGAACUUUGUUCCAAUCACUCGGUCAAUAUGACAAGGCCCGAGAAUAUCAGGAGAAAGCACUCGCUAUCAAAAUAGAAAUUCAGGAGAAAGCACUCGCUAUCAAAAUAGAAAUUGGCGACAGGGAUGGAGAAGCAUCAAGCUACGGAAACCUAGGAACUUUGUUCCAAUCACUCGGUCAAUAUGACAAGGCCCGAGAAUAUCAGGAGAAAGCACUCGCUAUCAAAAUAGAAAUUGGUGACAGGGAUGGAGAAGCAACAAGCUACGGAAACCUAGGAACUUUGUUCCAAUCACUCGGUCAAUAUGACAAGGCCCGAGAAUAUCAGGAGAAAGCACUCGCUAUCAGAAUAGAAAUUGGUGACAGGGAUGGAGAAGCAACAAGCUACGGAAACCUAGGAACUUUGUUCCAAUCACUCGGUCAAUAUGACAAGGCCCGAGAAUAUCAGGAGAAAGCACUCGCUAUCAAAAUAGAAAUUGGUGACAGGGAUGGAGAAGCAUCAAGCUACGGAAACCUAGGAACUUUGUUCCAAUCACUCGGUCAAUAUGACAAGGCCCGAGAAUAUCAGGAGAAAGCACUCGCUAUCAAAAUAGAAAUUGGUGACAGGGAUGGAGAAGCAACAAGCUACGGAAACCUAGGAACUUUGUUCCAAUCACUCGGUCAAUAUGACAAGGCCCGAGAAUAUCAGGAGAAAGCACUCGCUAUCAAAAUAGAAAUUGGUGACAGGGAUGGAGAAGCAUCAAGCUACGGAAACCUAGGAACUUUGUUCCAAUCACUCGGUCAAUAUGACAAGGCCCGAGAAUAUCAGGAGAAAGCACUCGCUAUCAGAAUAGAAAUUGGUGACAGGGAUGGAGAAGCAACAAGCUACGGAAACCUAGGAACUUUGUUCCAAUCACUCGGUCAAUAUGACAAGGCCCGAGAAUAUCAGGAGAAAGCACUCGCUAUCAAAAUAGAAAUUGGUGACAGGGAUGGAGAAGCAUCAAGCUACGGAAACCUAGGAACUUUGUUCCAAUCACUCGGUCAAUAUGACAAGGCCCGAGAAUAUCAGGAGAAAGCACUCGCUAUCAAAAUAGAAAUUGGUGACAGGGAUGGAGAAGCAACAAGCUACGGAAACCUAGGAACUUUGUUCCAAUCACUCGGUCAAUAUGACAAGGCCCGAGAAUAUCAGGAGAAAGCACUCGCUAUCAAAAUAGAAAUUGGUGACAGGGAUGGAGAAGCAACAAGCUACGGAAACCUAGGAACUUUGUUCCAAUCACUCGGUCAAUAUGACAAGGCCCGAGAAUAUCAGGAGAAAGCACUCGCUAUCAAAAUAGAAAUUGGUGACAGGGAUGGAGAAGCAACAAGCUACGGAAACCUAGGAACUUUGUUCCAAUCACUCGGUCAAUAUGACAAGGCCCGAGAAUAUCAGGAGAAAGCACUCGCUAUCAAAAUAGAAAUUGGUGACAGGGAUGGAGAAGCAACAAGCUACGGAAACCUAGGAACUUUGUUCCAAUCACUCGGUCAAUAUGACAAGGCCCGAGAAUAUCAGGAGAAAGCACUCGCUAUCAAAAUAGAAAUUGGUGACAGGGAUGGAGAAGCAACAAGCUACGGAAACCUAGGAACUUUGUUCCAAUCACUCGGUCAAUAUGACAAGGCCCGAGAAUAUCAGGAGAAAGCACUCGCUAUCAAAAUAGAAAUUGGUGACAGGGAUGGAGAAGCAUCAAGCUACGGAAACCUAGGAACUUUGUUCCAAUCACUCGGUCAAUAUGACAAGGCCCGAGAAUAUCAGGAGAAAGCACUCGCUAUCAAAAUAGAAAUUGGCGACAGGCAUGGAGAAGCAGCAAGCUACGGAAACCUAGGAACUUUGUUCCAAUCACGCGGUCAAUAUGACAAGGCCCGAGAAUAUAAAGAGAAAGCACUCGCUAUCAAAAUAGAAAUUGGUGACAGGGAUGGAGAAGCAUCAAGCUACGGAAACCUAGGAACUUUGUUCCAAUCACUCGGUCAAUAUGACAAGGCCCGAGAAUAUCAGGAGAAAGCACUCGCUAUCAAAAUAGAAAUUGGUGACAGGGAUGGAGAAGCAUCAAGCUACGGAAACCUAGGAACUUUGUUCCAAUCACUCGGUCAAUAUGACAAGGCCCGAGAAUAUCAGGAGAAAGCACUCGCUAUCAAAAUAGAAAUUGGUGACAGGGAUGGAGAAGCAUCAAGCUACGGAAACCUAGGAACUUUGUUCCAAUCACUCGGUCAAUAUGACAAGGCCCGAGAAUAUCAGGAGAAAGCACUCGCUAUCAGAAUAGAAAUUGGUGACAGGGAUGGAGAAGCAUCAAGCUACGGAAACCUAGGAACUUUGUUCCAAUCACUCGGUCAAUAUGACAAGGCCCGAGAAUAUCAGGAGAAAGCACUCGCUAUCAAAAUAGAAAUUGGUGACAGGAAUGGAGAAUUUCGCUGCCUUUGUAAUCUAUCGGCGUUAAUGGCGUCGCAAGGUCAUCUUGAAGAGGCUUCUUCGUAUCUUUUUCAAGGCAUCCAAAAGUUCGAAACUUUGAGAGGUUUUCUUAAAGAAAACGACGAGUUUCAAAUAUCCCUUUUAGAAAAGUACGGCACCUUUCCCUACAAGUGGUUCAGCAGGUUGCUUUCUUCCACUGGAAAGCCUGAAGACGCCCUUUACGUCGAAGAGCUGAGAAGGGCAAGAUGCCUGGUCGACUUGAUGACAGCUCAGUACUCUGUUCAAGAGCAGAUCUCAAGCGAUCCACAAUCUUGGUGUGGCAUUCAAGGGAUCAUCAGAAAAGAAGCAGACUGUGCAUGCCUGUACAUUUCGGUUGGUGAAAUUUACGUACGGUUUUGGAUAAUAAAAGCAACGGGAGCUAUUCUUUUUUCAGAAAAGAAAGUGAACCUGGACCCAAACAAGGUGACCGGAAUAGUCCCUGAGUUAGAUGAGUUUUUUAAAGAACUGAUGUCACUUCAGCGCAACAACCGAUCAGGGCUGCAUUACUAUGAUACCGAAGAUUUCAAAACAAGUCUUCACUUGUGUUACAAGAUAAUCGUUGCUCCUGUGGCCAGUUUACUGAAGCAGCCCGAGAUCAUAAUUGUCCCUGAUUCCUGUGUGUACCAAGUGCCAUUUGCAGCCUUAGCUGACGAAGGAGGAAAGUAUUUAUCAGAGAGAUGCAGGAUUCGGCUGGUUCCCUCUCUCACGACUCUAAAGCUUGUGCAAGACAGUCCUCCAGACCAUCACAGUCAGACCGGGGCUCUGAUAGUGGGUGACCCUGUGGUUGGAAAGGUGAUUUACAAGGGACGGUGCAGAAAUAUGACACCAUUGCCGUGUGCAAGAAAGGAAGCAGAGAUGAUUGGAACACUUCUUGGCGUAACGCCUUUGACAGGAGAGUCCGCUACAAAGCAUUCUGUACUCCAAGCGAUAAAUUCAGUGAGCCUCAUACACAUUGCUGCGCAUGGAGAUUCUGAAAGAGGGGAGAUUUUUCUUUCUCCUAAGCACCUUACCCUACACCCACCUUUUCCUCGAGAAGAAGAUUAUCUUUUGACGAUGGCAGAUAUUUCAAAAACUCGGUUGCGAGCUAAACUAGUGGUGCUUAGUUGUUGUCACAGUGCUCGUGGACAGAUUAGAACCGAGGGAGUUAUUGGAAUUGCCCGAGCAUUCUUAGGAUCCGGAGCUCGUUCAGUGUUAGCGGCACGAUGGGCCUUGGAUGACACAGCUACAGAGCAGUUCAUGACUUGUUUCUACAAACAUUUGUACCGCGGUGAAAGCGCAAGUGAAUCUCUCCACAAGGCCAGGAAGUGGAUGAGAAAUAACGACUUUGAUAAAGUUUCUCAAUGGGCGCCAUUUAUGAUCAUGGGCGACAACGUGACAUUUGAUUUUGGAAGUUGGCCGGUGCCUAGCGCACCUUAA
Messenger RNA from Pocillopora verrucosa, 4881 nucleotides. The record is from RefSeq and is a predicted model, not a curated record. Lineage: Eukaryota; Metazoa; Cnidaria; Anthozoa; Scleractinia; Pocilloporidae.